Molecule: messenger RNA, 2965 nt
Organism: Colius striatus (speckled mousebird)
Lineage: Eukaryota; Metazoa; Chordata; Aves; Coliiformes; Coliidae
Product: SLAM family member 6-like
Exons: 9
Coding region: 49-1128 (359 amino acids)
Biological process (GO): T cell activation
Cellular component (GO): external side of plasma membrane
Source: RefSeq, a predicted model, not a curated record
CUCUAAGGGGCCAUACACAGAAAGUCCCUCUCUGCACCUCACAGGUCGAUGGACGGGGUUUGUUGCCUGCCACUCACCAUCUUCCUCCUCCACCAAGCACUGGGUACCAGCAACGUCAUCAACGUGACUGGGGCUGUGGACAGAUCCAUCACCUUAGUUUCCCGAAGCACGGAAGGAGAAGCUGUAGCCUGGAGCUUUCAAGCUGGUGUCAUAGCAACUGUGGAUUUGGCGAAUCCUCCUAAAGUCCAGUUCUUUGAUACCAAGUAUGAGCCACGCCUGGUGUUCCCCAACAGCAGUGCCCUCACCAUCCCCCAGCUGAGCAUGGACGAUGCCGGUGACUACACGGCACAGAACAGAAGGGGGAAAACCAUCUUCAGCCUCCGUGUUCACAGGGAGCUGGAAGUGCCCACGGUGACCUGCGUGGCUCAGAACUGCUCGGCCGGAGGCUGCAGCUACCUUCUGCACUGUGCAGCCACCUCUGGCUCAGGCUUUGGGGAAGUUUCCUACAGCUGGAAAGUAGGGGACAGACUGGAGAGCAAAGAGCCCGUGGUGCUGGUGGAGGAACAGGCCCUGGAUGAGCUGCAGCUGUUCACCUGCACGACACAAAAUCCCAUCAGCAGCCGCAACGUCACUGUCAGUGCUGUCGCUGCCCUCUGCACAGAAAACACAACCCACCCUCCUCCUGCCACUGGCACCUCCCCCCGCAAGCAGACUGCCAUCGUGGCUGUAGCCAUGGCUGGAGUUGUCAUCCUGUCUGCAGUGAUCAUCUCUGUGAUCUACUGUAAACCCACAGGUGGGAGGAUCUUCCAUUUGCCUGUAGCCAAGACUACAAACACAGAGGAUGGAGAGGACUACAGAACAGUGUAUGCCCAAGUUGGCCCUUCCCAGCAGCAGAGUUUCUCUAAUGCACAAGAGAACCCAAAGAAGACACCAACCCCUAGUGAGGACACCUCCAAAAGCAUCUACUCCACCGUCCAGGCUCUGCCUCAGACAGAUGAUGAGAAGAUGGGCAACAGGACACCAGGCUGCCAGGAGCAGGAUGAGAAAUCCCUCUACUCAUCAGUCAGCUUACCAGCACAGCCCUGCUUAACAGCACAUGGCCCUGCUGUCCCCAUGAGCCUGCUCUGAUCAGGGUGUUCCUCUCUGACCCUAGCUCAAGGGGCUGCAGCAUCUCCCCAUUCCCCCCUCAUCUCUGCUGCCUCUGAUUCACCCAUUGGCAGCGAGCCCUGGCCAUCAUCACAAGCUUGUGAGUGUCCCAGGCUCAUCUGGCACAGCUGCUCUGCCUUGGUUUGGUAUGGAUAUGGGCUUUGGGCUCCUUUUUCUGCCUUCUCUGAGCAGAUCAAGGAACAUGGACAAAAAGGAUGGCUGCAAAUCCAGCCCCUUCCAGUGCAAGGACAUGAGCUGAUGCUGGUGGGAUUCUCCCCACAGCACCUCAUGGUGCAGAGCCUCAGGACAAGAGGGCAAGAAGACCUGAGGAGUGUCUUAAACCCCUUUUUAACUCUUUCCCCUCCUCCUUUUUGCUCUAUUUUUACACUUGCCCAACCCUUUGCCUGCUAUUUGGUUGCUGAAGCAGAGGAAAGUGAAAGUAGCACUUGGUGGAGAAGGAAACAGCGGGUGCCUUGGCCCAGGUGCAAACACCCCAACUGCUAUUGUUUCAGUGCUCAUUUCCCCACCCCUCCCUGCUCCUGGGCCUGCUGGGGACCUGCCACCCACCCACACCCCAGCACCUCAGCACCGUGCUCAGCAUCGCUGCUGGCGUCAGUUUGUAGCUGCAGGACUGUGCUGGGUUCUGGGAGCAGGAGGUGAUUGGUGCUCAGGGGAAACCAGGAGGAGGAACGUGGCUCGUUGCACUCUGCUGCAGGGCUCUGAUGGGACUGGGUGACACGUUUUAGUUGUGGAUGAAAUGUGCCCUCGUGGCCAGUGGCAGCAAGAGAGUGUGGGCAGCAGGGUCAGGGAGGUGCUGCUGCCCCUCUGCUCUGCCCUGGGGAGGCCUCAGCUGGAGUCCUGUGGCCAGGGCUGGGCUGCCCAGCUCAGGAGAGACAGGGAAGUGCUGCAGAGAGGCCAGUGCAGGGCUGCCAAGAUGCUGAGGGGCUGCAACACGUGUGUGAGGAGGAAAGGCUGCAGCCCUGGGGCUGUUGAGCCUGGGGAACAGCAGCUUGAGCUCAGGGGCACCUCAGCAAUGCUGCUCAAGUGCAGGUGGGGAGAGGAUGGGGCCAGGCUUUUUUCUGUAGUAGCCAAUGAUAGGACAAGGGGUAACUGACAUCAGCUGGAGCACAAUCAGUUCCACUGAAACCCAAGGAGAAAGUGCUUUGGUGCUGAGGUGAGGGAGCCCUGGCCCAGGCUGCCCAGGGAGGGUGUGGAGGCUCCUUCUCAGGAGCUUUCCAAACCCCCCUGGACACGUUUCUGAGCCCCCUGAGCCAGGGGAACCUGCUGUAGCAGGGGCUGGGGCUGGAUGAGCUCUGCAGGGGCCUUUCCAACCAUCCUGUGAACUAUCUGUAUGUGAAGUGCUGUGACUGUGGGGUCAGGCAGCAGCUUCCCAGCAGAGCUGUGGGGAGCACAGCAGCUCUCCAAGCCCUGAGCAACACAGGGAUGCUGCAUUGCACAGGAGCAGCCUCAUCCCAUCAGGAUGCACGUCCUGCUCCAAGCUCUGCAGGGGUUCCCUGGGAUCUCUGUGCCCAACAAGCAAGACAAGGGGCACAUCCCCUCCCUCCCUGUUCCCCAAACCCACCCUGAGCUGCCAACUGAGCCAAACAACCACAUUGGCAUCAAUUCCCCUGUGCUGCUGGCCAGCCAGAUGCCUCUGGGAAGCUUCUUCCCUUGCCUCCUGCUUCCCUCUGCUCUUUGUCUUGUCUGGAAGGAUAGUAAAUUAUUCAGGGAUGAAACCUGAGAUUUCUUUUGAAGUGCCUGGCACAGGAGAGCCCUCUAGGAGCUGCUGGAAUAAAAAUGCAUGGUGCAUCUGAGCUCA